Ostertagia ostertagi is the source of this 201-nucleotide messenger RNA. The record is from the annotation of a GenBank genome assembly. Lineage: Eukaryota; Metazoa; Nematoda; Chromadorea; Rhabditida; Trichostrongylidae.
AUGGUUCUUGGAUGCUUCCUGCGGCAACACCUCUUUCGGGAUCCCGACGCCGGGUCGCCAACAACAUUAAACGAUAUCGGCGUCAAAUGUGCAAAGUACAAAUGCCCGUACUGCGAUAAGCGAGGAGUCUCGGUCGCGACAGUAACUUUGCACAUCAAGUCACGGCAUCCUGGUAAACCGCACAACGAGUAUUUUGAUGAA